UGGUGGGCGUGGUCUCAGCGAGCGGCGGCGGCGGUACCUCGCGCGGGUGCCAUGGCGGCGUCGCCGGGGCCGCCGCUGUGGGUCGCGGCGCGGGCGCUGCUACCCGAGUCGGAGGCGGAGCUGCCGCUGUACGGCGCGGUGGAGGACUGGGUGCCGCCGCUACUGCGGCGCUGCUGGGCGCUGUUGUCCGGCGCGGAGCGGCCCAGCGGCGCGCGGGCGCUGCGGCGGGCGGGCGCGGUGCUGCGGGACGCCGCGUGGGAGCGGCUGCACUCGGCGCCGUGGCGCGAGGUGGGCGAGGGCUGGCGGCGGGCCUUCGCCUACGGCUGCCUCUUCUCCGCUCUCGGCGAGCUGGCCGCGGGCCGCCCCGCCGCCCCUGCGCUGCGCCUCUGCGACCUGGGGCUGCUCCUGGGCCGCGACGUGCUGGGCGGCGCCCUGCGGCGGCUGGCGGGCGUCCUGCGGCACCGGCACUGCCCGCGGCGGCCCGGGCGGAGGGUGCAUCGUGACCCCAUUCCAGUCCCUGUGGUGCUGCCGGCAGACGAGGUGCCCCACCUCCACUGCCCUUCACUAGAGAAUUUCAGAGACAACUACCUAAUCCCGCAGCGGCCUGUGGUGUUGGAGGGGAUUAUGGACCACUGGCCGUGUAUGAAGAAGUGGAGCGUGGACUAUAUCUGUGAAGUUGCAGGGUGCCGCACAGUCCCCGUGGAGCUGGGUUCCCGAUAUACCGAUGAGGACUGGUCUCAGCAGCUCAUGACUGUUGGGGACUUCAUCGACCGGUACAUCAUUGGUGAGAAUGGCGUAGGAUACCUUGCCCAGCACCAGCUUUUUGAUCAGAUCCCAGAAUUAAAAGAAGAUAUCAAUAUCCCUGAUUACUGCUGCCUGGGGGAAGAAGAUGAAGACAACAUCACCAUUAACGCUUGGUUCGGUCCAGAAGGCACCAUCUCCCCUCUUCAUCAGGAUCCCCAGCAGAAUUUCUUAGCCCAGGUAUUUGGAAGAAAGUACCUCCGUCUGUGCUCACCACAAGAUUCGGAAAAUGUCUACCCACAUGAAAGCCAAAUGCUUCACAACACCAGUCAGGUUGAUGUGGAAGAUCCUGACUUGGUUAAGUUUCCCAAUUUCCCAAAAGCUGCGUUUCAGUCCUGUGUUCUGAUGCCUGGACAGGUUCUGUUUAUUCCAGUUAAAUACUGGCAUUAUGUUCGAUCACUUGAUACCAGCUUCUCUGUCAGUUUCUGGUGGUCGUAGU
Molecule: messenger RNA, 1240 nt
Organism: Cuculus canorus (common cuckoo)
Lineage: Eukaryota; Metazoa; Chordata; Aves; Cuculiformes; Cuculidae
Gene: KDM8
Product: lysine demethylase 8
Exons: 7
Coding region: 52-1239 (395 amino acids)
Cellular component (GO): nucleus
Molecular function (GO): histone H3K36 demethylase activity
Source: RefSeq, a predicted model, not a curated record